UUCACAUGGUGGUAUUACAAGAACUAUUAUGUCAAAUUGGAUUAUGGUGUACGUGUGUCAGAUGUACUAAAGAAGUUAUGUAGAGAAUUUAUAGUAGAGGCUGCUUUAUUAGAGAUUUAUUUAGAGCUUCUUAUUCAAAGAAAGAGUACAAAAUGAAACAAUCCUUACUCAAAAUAGCAACAGUUGCCAUCUUACUAGCAACUACCCCAGCCACGCCGUCUCUAUUAAGCUCCCCAAGCAUUGAAGAAACCUUCAAACAAUGCUUAAUAUCCUAUCAGCCAAGCAACAAUUUACAAAGAUGUCUUGGUGUCGGAGCCAUUACUAAGCUACAAUCCCUGGAUUCUAGUCCAGAAUUCGACUUGAUAGAUGGACUCACCAUAUCCAGAAGUACCGCGGCAAGUCAAGAGUUUAGGGAGGAGGUUUAUAAUUAUGCCGAUCAAGACCCUUCGGAUUUUAGGAGCAUUCUGGGCACUUUUGAUCAUGUUUUCUCGAAGCGCGACAUGAAUUGGGACAUGAGCUUUCUUUACCCCGGAUUGGCCAUGCGAGUGGCGCCCUCCGUAUCUCCUGGGGGCGUUUUAGAGUUUAUUAUAGAUCCUCACUAUGAGGCUGCCAAAGUUAAUCAUGUGAAAGAGUUAGGAACAGGGAGACUUUUGGCCAGGCAGUACCUCUUACCGAUGCUACUAGGGUUUAAAUUUAACAUCUCCAGUUUGCUCCCGUUAGUUUUUGGCUUACUGGUACUGUUGGCCAAGAAAAUCGUGUUUAUUAGUAAAAUAGCGCUGAUCCUUAGCAGUGCUUUCGGACUGGGUAGUUUGCUGUUUAAUGGUGGGCAUAAUGAGGCACCAGGAGGGCAGUACUAUGGGUCAUAUCCAGCGGAAAAUGGGUAUUUUGGUGCAACGCAGUAUCAUCAAACUGGGCAUUUGGGGACUCAUUAUAAAGGUUACAAUGGAGAAUAUCCAGAGCCCGAUCUCCAAUAUAGAGGUAUGUCCACAGGACAUACUGUGGACCAACUGAAAUUGUACGGCAGCUUACCAGAUGCCUUUGGAGAUCGAUCCGUAGAGCAAAACGAGCAAAAAAAAGGUCGAAAUUUCGCUUGGAAUGAGGACGAAAAAAUGAAGAAACCGGUUUAGCAUUGAAUUGAUCUCUUAUAGUAUGAAACUGUACACCCAUUACAAAAACUAUGUUAAUGUUACAAAUUGUUAACUGAUGGCUAACGGCAUAACGGAGUAAUAAUUUACUAGCUGGGGCUUUAUUAGGUAACAAUAGUGUAUGAUCUAGAGGAAGUAAUGAGGAUCGUAAAAAGGUUAAUCUUAAAAUUAAUUAAUGCUUUGUUCGAGUGUCUAAUUAAAUGUAAUUUUCUCGGAUACCAUAACGCUUUUCUCAUUUUUUUUUUGUAGGCGAAUGUGGAGUAAGUGUCUUGUGUUUGAUUUAAGCUGUAACAAUUGUUUGGAUGAGACUAAAUUGAUUAAGAGA
Molecule: messenger RNA, 1470 nt
Organism: Anthonomus grandis grandis
Lineage: Eukaryota; Metazoa; Arthropoda; Insecta; Coleoptera; Curculionidae
Exons: 5
Coding region: 153-1127 (324 amino acids)
Source: RefSeq, a predicted model, not a curated record